Molecule: messenger RNA, 1397 nt
Organism: Chaetura pelagica (chimney swift)
Lineage: Eukaryota; Metazoa; Chordata; Aves; Apodiformes; Apodidae
Product: probable G-protein coupled receptor 21
Biological process (GO): G protein-coupled receptor signaling pathway
Cellular component (GO): membrane
Molecular function (GO): peptide binding; G protein-coupled receptor activity
Source: RefSeq, a predicted model, not a curated record
AUGAACUCCUCUUUGGUUGGCAACCAGAGUGGCCGGCCCUUCUGUCUCCUGGCCAUUAGCUAUUUGGAGACCAUCAAUUUUUGCCUCCUGGAAGUGGUUAUUAUUGUGUUCCUCAUGGUGCUGAUUAUUUCAGGCAACAUUAUUGUGAUAUUUGUGUUUCACUGUGCACCUCUGCUGACCCACCACACCACCAGCUACUUCAUCCAGACUAUGGCGUAUGCUGACCUCCUGGUGGGCGUGAGCUGUCUGGUGCCUUCUUUGUCUCUGCUGCACUACCCUAUUGUUCUAAGUGAGUCCUUGGUUUGCCAAAUUUUUGGUUACGUGGUAUGUUCCAUGGCCUCUUUGGCGUGCAUCAGCAUUGACAGAUACAUUGCCAUCACCAAGCCACUCACCUACAACACGCUGGUCACCCCUUGGAGACUUCGCAUCUGCAUCCUGAUCAUCUGGCUCUAUUCCUGCCUUGUCUUCUUGCCCUCCUUCCAGUGGGGAAAGCCUGGGUACCACGGGGAUGUGUUUCAGUGGUGUGCUAAUUCCUGGAACACCGAUCCCUAUUUCACCCUCUUCAUUGUGGUGAUGCUCUACGCCCCGGCUGCCUUCAUCGUCUGCUUCACCUACUUCAACAUCUUCCGCAUCUGCCAGCAGCACACCAAGGAGAUCAACGAGAGGCGCGUGCGCUUCAGCUCUCAGGACGGGGAGGCCGGGGAGGCGCAGCCCUGCCCGGACAAGCGCUAUGCCAUGGUGCUGUUCCGCAUCACCAGUGUCUUCUACAUCCUCUGGUUGCCCUACAUUAUCUAUUUUCUGCUGGAGAGCUCCAAUGUCUAUAGUAACCGCGUGGCGUCCUUCCUCACCACUUGGCUUGCCAUUAGCAACAGUUUCUGCAACUGUGUCAUUUACAGUCUCUCCAACAGUGUCUUUCAGAAGGGGCUUAAGCGUCUCUCGGGGGCUGUUUGUGCCUCCUGUGCUAGACAGAGGGUAGCUAAGGACUCCUCUAACUCUAGGAGCAAAAGAUCUUCCAAUGGAUGUCAUGUCUAAGACACCUAUCAGCUGGACUGGGAAGUGCAGGGACAAUUUUGUAAAUUGCAAAAUAAAUACGAUUUUAAGACGUCCAGAUGUGCAAAAAGGUUUCUGAGAAAUGCUGCUGACUUAGAAGAAUCAGGAGCACAUAUCAUUUUGAUGUCACUUUAAAAAAAUUUCUUGCUGUGGAGGAGGCUGUGGAGUUUCACCUCCAUGUUCAUGUUUAAGAAUAAAGCUGUAUCUUGACACUUACCUCUCCAGCUGGUGUGACUGAAUGGAGUGGGUGUCUUGAGAGCUUCAGCAAAAUGUAGUCUUUCUUACAGCUUUACUAGAUUCUUUGGAGAUUCGUGCUUCACAUGUAAAUGAUAGAUCUGAAGUGGAAA